Messenger RNA from Lactuca virosa, 447 nucleotides. The record is from the annotation of a GenBank genome assembly. Lineage: Eukaryota; Viridiplantae; Streptophyta; Magnoliopsida; Asterales; Asteraceae.
AUGGCCACUAAACAAAAUUAUUUAAAAGUUUUGACUUUUGAGAACGGGUAUCCGAGUCCGACUAUCCGCCACCUCUUCGAGAGCUCACUCCUACAAAACCACCUCAAGCUCAAUUCCUCUCCCUCCGCGGCUCCGCCCUUCAGUGCCGCCGUAUCAAUGCAACAAAUGCUCAAUUGCUUCCUCUGCCCUUACCAUAGGAAGCUUAAGAUUGGAUUUCGAGCGAAACCUAAAAAUUUCGGCUUCUUCGCCGCAAACGCCGGUGACGGCGAUGAGAGGCGCCGAAACCGAUGCGAUGGGGCUGUUGUUGAUGGAAAGGAUUGUGAUCCUACUAAAGAUAUCGGGUUUUUUUUUUGUGAAUUCCACCGCGCUUCAAUGGCAAUCUACGAUGUUUUGAAGCUUGUUAGGGCUGACGUUUCAACAAUUCUUCUUUUUCUAAUUCCAUUUUAA